Messenger RNA from Phytophthora nicotianae INRA-310, 252 nucleotides. RefSeq lists its product as hypothetical. NCBI's taxonomy places the organism in Eukaryota, Oomycota, Peronosporomycetes, Peronosporales, Peronosporaceae. The transcript is spliced from 2 exons. The record is from RefSeq and is a predicted model, not a curated record. Gene Ontology annotation, molecular function: magnesium ion binding; 5'-nucleotidase activity. The coding region runs from base 1 to 252 and encodes 83 amino acids. Gene Ontology annotation, cellular component: cytoplasm.
AUGACUACCGAGGGGAUCGUCUAUCAGGUGGAGCAAGCCGUAGCUCUCGGCUCGUUGAGCUUCCGUCACGGCUUCCACCCGCUUUUCAAGCUGCUCAAUGAUCAGCAAGUACCGACGUUGAUAUUCUCUGCGGGACUCUACGACGUCAUUCACGCUGCACUAGAACGGGAGUUUACUGUUGAGAUCAAGCGAAAUGGCAGUUCAACAGUUAACAACCAGACGUCCACAUCUAGCAAUGUGCUACAUCUGUAA